Corticium candelabrum is the source of this 417-nucleotide messenger RNA. Its product is annotated as epidermal growth factor receptor-like. NCBI's taxonomy places the organism in Eukaryota, Metazoa, Porifera, Homoscleromorpha, Homosclerophorida, Plakinidae. The coding region runs from base 7 to 417 and encodes 136 amino acids. The record is from RefSeq and is a predicted model, not a curated record. The transcript has a single exon.
UUUUAAAUGAAUUACAGGGAUUUAUCGAUGAAUCGUACUCUUGUGACGGAAGAUGAUCUCAAAGUGUUCAGUCAAGUUCGAGUAAUAUCGGAAUAUCUUGCUGUAUUUUCAACUCACAGUGGCAUCACAUCUCUCAAGUUUUUUCGCAACUUGGAAACAAUACGAGGAACAAUCCUGUAUCAAGGCACUUCUGCUCUACUUGUUCAGGCCAAUCCAGGGCUAAGGAACUUAGGAUUUUCAUCGCUUCAUAAAAUUGAAAAUGGGGACAUAAGAUUCAUUCUUAAUUCAAAACUGUGUGUUAGUGUGGACACAGAUGGGCUUAGGGAAGCGGAAGUCAUCAAGAGUUCUGUUGCUGUUGUGAAUGUUCUAAAUAAUCUCAGCUGUAGUACGUGUAUUGUGAUUCAUGCUAUCAUGUGA